AUGAGAAGCAAAGAAAUAAAGAAACUAAAUGCGCAAAUCGCGUGGUGUAAAGGAUUUACAACUAAAAUAGAGAAACUUUUAAACGAACCGGACAAUCCUUUGGAUCUAGAAUCAGCAAUAAUCAGAUUAGAACAAACUGAAGCAAACUUCAAAAAAUACAAUGACUUAACUCUGGAGCUAGCCAUAUUAACAGAAAAGGAUUCAUCUGAAGACUUUGAUGACCACGAUGAACACGAGGAGAGAACCAUAAAAGUCAUCUCACAAUUACGGAAGAUAACCUCAAAAGCGCCCACAACCAAUACGUCGUCGGCAUCGUCGAAAACAAAAGUAGAAGAUACGGACGUAACCAGUCAUCAUGGUGGAGUGCGGUUGCCGGAGAUCGACAUCCCCACGUACGACGGGAAGGAUUACACAAAAUACGUCGCGUUCAUCGAGCUCUUCGACGCGAUAAUAGACUCCAGUGACAAGUUAAAACAAGUGCAAAAACUAUACUACUUGAAAAAAUACCUGAAAGGUGAAGCAUUAGCGUUAAUUGAAGGUCUUCCAUUAACCUGCGAAUCAUAUGUUAAAGCCAGAGAGCUAAUUAAAUUGCGGUAUGACAAUAAAUUUCUGGUAAUAAACAAUCAUAUCCAGGCUAUAAUAGAUAGCACACCCAUUGUAAAAGGUACUGCAAGCAACCUGCGGGACGUGGUAGCCAAUACUCGUCAACAUCUAGGAGCCCUUAAGGCACUGGGUCAGCCAAUAGAGCAAUGGGACUUAAUUGUACUAACUAUUAUCUUAAAAAAGGUGGAUCAGUUUUCAUGCAGAGCCUAUCAUCAAGAAAGGGACAGUGACAAGAUGCCAAAUCUCGAAGACUUCUUGUCAUUUCUGGAGAGGAGAGCCAGCAGCUUUGAAGAAAGCCAACAAAGCGAAGACCGUGACCUACGGGCAAAAAAGUUCGAGUUUCCUGGCAACAAGAUGUCUAGAGGAGCUGGCGACAAGGUAUGAGGCAGAGCUUCCUAAAGCAGCAGAGGUGGUCCGCACUGCAAUGUAUGUGGAUGAUGCACUCUUCGGAGCAGACUCCAUCAAGGAUGCAUUGGAGGUAAGAGACCAAUUUACUAACUUGCUGUCUCAUGCAGAUUUCCAUCUGCACAAAUGGGCAGCCAAUGAUCCCGAACUGCUAACUGAUAUCUCUCCUGAAUCUUGCUAUGCUGAUGAUCACCAGCUCUCCAUGAAAACUGAUCUCAAAGCCUUAGGCAUGGUAUUCAAUCCCAAUCAAGAUGUUUUCAAAAUUAACUAUCCCAACAAAGACAUACAACAUUGGGACAAGCGCUCAAUCCUUAGUUUCAUUGGGUCCUUUUUUGAUCCCUUAGGGCUAGCAGGCCCUAUAGUAGUUAGGGCAAAACAAUUUCUACAGGAUCUUUGGAGGCAAAAUUUGGACUGGACUUCUCCAAUACCAGAGGAAUUCUUAAGCAAAUGGAUUAAAUUUCACAAAGAAAUAUUGGAGAAGCCAACUAUACAAAUAAAAAGGUUAGUAAUGCCUACCAAGGAUCAAGUAGAAAUCAUAGGGUUUUGUGAUGCCUCGGCCAAAUCUUAUGGGGCAUGCAUAUAUGUAAGAACUUUUCAGAAUGGAAAGGCUACCAUGAACCUGCUAUGCAGCAAAUCAAAAAUAGCCCCGAUCAAAAAUGAACUCACAAUUCCAAAAUUAGAAUUGAACGCAGCGGUGUUGCUUGCAAAGUUAUUUGACAAGAUAAAACAAAUUUUGACCAAUAUACAAAUAACUGAUAUAUACUUACUAUCUGACUCAAAAGUAACUUUAUGCUGGAUAAAGUCAAAAAAAGAAUUACCUGUUUAUGUCAAAAAUAGAGUACAGAUAAUACAUAAUUUAACUAGUAAUUGUAUUUGGAGCCAUAUUGGUGGAGCAACCAACCCGGCUGAUACCUUAUCUAGAGGGUGCAGUCCUCUUGACCUCGCAAAAAAUGACUUGUGGUGGCAUGGCCCAAGUGACUUUCUGGACUCUAACUACCAUCCCCAGCCAUUCACAGUCACAAACAGCUCAGAAAACAUCAAUGAGACUGUCAGCAGCCAUCUGGCCUGUUUGAUUGCUACACCAAAUGAGCCAGAACUAUUUAAAAAAUACUCAUCAUGGAUAAAGUUGCAAAGAGUAGUUGC
This is a messenger RNA of Cydia fagiglandana, 2151 nucleotides long. RefSeq lists its product as uncharacterized. The transcript has 2 exons. The record is from RefSeq and is a predicted model, not a curated record. The coding region runs from base 1 to 987 and encodes 328 amino acids. Lineage: Eukaryota; Metazoa; Arthropoda; Insecta; Lepidoptera; Tortricidae.